Quercus lobata is the source of this 1869-nucleotide messenger RNA. RefSeq lists its product as uncharacterized. NCBI's taxonomy places the organism in Eukaryota, Viridiplantae, Streptophyta, Magnoliopsida, Fagales, Fagaceae. The transcript has 5 exons. Bases 1 to 1869 code for a protein of 622 amino acids. The record is from RefSeq and is a predicted model, not a curated record. Gene Ontology annotation, molecular function: protein dimerization activity.
AUGGUUGAGAAGGCAAGAAUGAAUUUUGCAAGAUGGUGGUACCAUGCUAAUAUACCUUUCAAUGCCGCUCACUCUGUGUAUUAUCAAGAAGCUUUAGAUAGUGUAGCAGCUAUUGGGCCUGGUUUUAAGGGACCUUCUUAUCAUGACUUGAGGGGGCCUUUAUUACAAAAACAUGUGGGUGAAAUGAAUGAUUAUCUCUUAGAUGUGAAAAAUGAUUGGAAAGUUUAUGGGUGUUCAAUUAUGUCAGAUGGGUGGACAAAUCAAAAGAGAGCUCCAAUCAUUAAUUUUUUAGUGUAUUGUCCUAGAGGUACCAUGUUUCUUAAAUCCCUUGAUGUGUCAGGCCUAACAAAGGAUGCAGAUACAUUGUUUAAGUUGUUUGAUAAUGGGCCUGAGAACGUUGUGCAGUUCAUUACAGAUAAUGAUGCUUCUUACAAGUCUGCAGGAAAGAAGCUAAUGCAGAAAUAUGGGACAUUCUAUUGGUCUCUUUGUGCAGCCCAUUGCAUUGAUUUAAUGUUGGAAAAUUUUUCUGAUAAAAGAUAUUUUCCUAUCAUUUAUGAAACCAUUCAAAAGGCUCAAAAGAUUACCAAAUUCAUAUACAACCAUGGCAAGAUUUUAGCUUUGAUGAGAAGCGACUUCACUAAUGGUAGGGAUUUGAUUCGUCCAGCCAUCACAAGGGAUGUCAUGGGAAAGGAGGUGGCUGCAAUUGUUUUGGAAGAUAGAGAGUUUUGGUUACAAUGUCAACAAAUAGUGAAGAUUAGUGAGCCUUUGGUUAGAGUACUACGUCUUGUAGAUGGGGAUGAAAAACCAUCAAUGGGAUACUUGUAUGAGGCAAUGGAUAAAGCAAAGGAGAAUAUAAAAGCAAGGUUGAAGAAUAAAAUUUCUGCAUAUAUACCAUUUACUAGUGUCAUUGAUGCUAGAUGGGAUAAACAACUCCAUAGUCCAUUGCAUGCAGUAGGUUGUUAUCUUAACCCUGGAAUCUUCUUUAGGCCGUCAUUUAAGAAGCAAAAAGAUGUUACAAAAGGCCUACUUAGUACCAUUACAAGGCUGGUUUCUGAUCCUGAUGAGCAAGAUAUUCUUAGUUCUCAAAUUGAAUUAUACAAAAAGUCUUUAGGUGACUUUGGAAUGCCUAUGGCAAUCCGCCAACGUGAAAAACUAAGUCCAAUUGCUUGGUGGGAGCAAUUUGGAAAUGACACUCCGGAAUUACAAAAGUUUGCAAUUCGAGUGCUAAGUCAGUGUUGUAGUGCAACUGGUUGUGAAAGAGCUUGGAGCACAUUUGAGUUUGUCCAUUCCAAGAGGAGAAAUAGGCUUGAGCAUAAACGUUUGAAUGACUUGGUGUAUGUUCGGAACAUUAGAAGGACAAAGGAUUACUUGGAUCCUAUAAGCCUUGAUAAUAUUGAGGAAUCUGAAUUUUUGUUACUAAGUGAGGAAGAUGUGAAUUGGGAUAGCAUUGAAGAACCAUUAGCAACAAUGACUUUAGAAGAUAAUGAUGAUGAUGAUGAUGUUGUUGUUCUUGAUGAGGAAGAUGGUGAAAAUGAUGUUGUGUUGACAGAUGCUAAUACUCAUGUGUAUUAUGGUCCUGAUGUGUUGAAGGUUGGUGUGAGUUUAGGGGCUGAAUUUGUUGUAAACUGGGUAGAGGAAGAGAAGUUUGGGGUGGUGCUAAAUAGGGAUGAAUUUACAAGGGCUAUAGAUCAGUUGAUGGAAGAAGGAGACGCAGGAGAAGAAAGAAGAAAGAGAGUUAGAGAGCUUGGGGAGAUGGCCAAGGGUGCAAUGGAGGGUUCUUCCUAUCUCAACAUGAAACUCUUGAUCCAAGAUGUCAUGCAACAAGUUAUGGGAAAAUUAGAAUAUGAUCAUUUUGGUUGUUGCAUGUGA